GCUAGAUCCCAACUUCCUCCGGCAAGGCUAAAUCAGACAGCUCCUCCAGAGUGAGCAAGGAGUAGCUACACCACAGACGACGGCAAACGAUUGGAAACGCAACCUUGGCGAGUUUUGAGCGGGGAAUACGCUGACAAUCUGGGGGUUUAUUAACAAGGGGAGUCCGCAAUGACUUGGGGAACGGAGCUUUGGGACCAGUUUGAAAACCUUGACAAGCAUACUCAAUGGGGGAUUGACUUCCUAGAGAGGUAUUCAAAGUUUGUCAAGGAAAGGCUGGAGAUCGAACAGACAUAUGCAAAACAGUUGAGGAACCUGGUGAAGAAGUACUGUCCCAAACGCUCCAAAGACGAUGAACCUAGGUUCUCGUCGUGCGUGUCAUUCUACUCCAUCCUGAACGAGCUGAAUGACUACGCGGGGCAGAGGGAGGUGGUGGCCGAGGAGAUGGGACACAAGGUGUACGGAGAGCUGAUGAGGUAUUCACAGGACCUCAAGUCAGAGAGGAAACAGCACCUCCAGGAGGGCAGGAAGGCCCAGCAGUAUCUGGACCAGUGUUGGAAACAGAUGGACAAUAGCAAGAAAAAGUUUGAGCGGGAGUGCAAGGAGGCAGAGAAAUCACAGAUCAGCUAUGACCGGUUAGACAACGACAUCAACGCCACCAAGUCAGAGGUAGAAAAGGCAAAGUCCCAGUUGUACCUGCGCACACACUCGGCAGACGAGAGUAAGAACGAGUACGCUGCUCAGCUGCAGAACUUUAAUGGGGAACAGUGGAAACAUUUCAACGUGGCCAUUCCACAGAUAUUCAAGAACCUGCAGGACAUGGACGAGAGGCGGACAGUGAAGCUGGGAGAGACGUACCGGAGCUUUGCCGACGUGGAGCGCAGAGUCGUCCCCAUUAUCUCCAAGUGUCUGGAGGGUAUGGUGACUGCGGCCAAGGCUGUGGACCAACGCAAGGACUCAGCGAUUGUAGUGGAGUCGUUUAAGUCAGGCUUUGAGCCUCCGGGGGACUACCCGUUUGAGGACUACAGUCAGAACCUCUCCCGGACGGGCUCAGACAACACCAUCAGCACCCCCAAGAAUGAGGGGGGGGUCAAGCCAGACCCCAAACACUCCAUCAGCAAAACAGCCAAGAACAAACUGUGGCUCUUUGGGAAAAAGCCGAAGAGUGCACUGGCUCCAUCACUGGAGGACUUCAGCCACCUGCCUCCUGAACAGAGACGCAAGAGGCUCCAGGCUCGGAUAGACGAGCUCAGCAAAGAACUACAGAAAGAGGUGGACCAAAGAGAUGCACUGAACAAGAUGAAGGAUGUGUAUGAGAAGAACCCUCAGAUGGGUGACCCCCAGAGUCUCCAGCCCAAGAUAUCAGAGACCAUGUGCAACAUGGAGAAACUGCGCUCUGAGAUCCACAAGAAUGAGAGCUGGCUGUCGGAGGUGGAGGGAAAAGUGAGCACCAGAGGAGACCGAAGACCCAGUGCUGAUGUCAACCAUCACGCCCCCCACGGCAGAGAGAGCCCUGAGGGCAGUUACACCGACGUCCCCAACCAGGAGCACCGCAGCCCCCCUCACCAGCCAGACCCCCGACAGGCCCACCAGCCAGACGAGUUUGAUGAUGAGUUUGACGAUGACGACCCGCUCCCAGUCAUUGGCCACUGCAAAGCACUCUACUCCUUUAACGGUCAGAACGAGGGUACGCUGUUGAUGAAGGAGAACGAGGUGCUGUACAUCAUCGAGGAGGACAAGGGGGACGGCUGGACGCGAGCCAGGAAGCAGAGCGGAGAGGAGGGCUAUGUGCCCACGUCCUACGUGGAGAUCGCCAUGGAGAAGAACAGCAAAGGUGCAGUCACCUACAUCUGAUCUGACCACCUGCAUGGACUCCUAUAUCAUAUCCCCUCUUCCUCCUCUGGGGAUUGCUGGUCAGAACAGCAGCCCCUCUUCUUUGUUCACUGUGUGAGCUCACGACAAACAAACACAACAGACAUCCUGGUAGUGUAGUGACCUCCCUGUACAGGAGCUCUGUAUCAAUGAAUUAAGCCAUGUGUGUCUGUAUGAGGACGUAUCCAUAGCCACCCUCUGUGGCAAGGGGACUCCUCCCCCACUUAAGACAGAUUAUUGUAUUUCAUAUUUCAGAAGUGAUUUGUGUUAUGUUUGUUUUUAGUUCAUGUGUCUUUUGUUUUUAGAAGGAGAUGUUGUAAUGCUCUACUGGUUUUUAGUUGUCAGUGGUGACAGAUUUGGAAAAUGAAAAAGAAACUUACCUGUUUUACUUUUGUAUGGUCUUAUAUGUGUUAUCAGCCAUCUGUUGUGAGUCUCAUAUGUGAAGUGAUCUGCUCCACCUAUUUAAGACUGGAAUGGAGUUAAACAGUCCUGGUAAGGACUGGCUUGUUUUGUGCCUAUAUGACUCAUGCCUCCCACUACGGUACUACUCUUUAAGAUAAUCGUACACUCUCUCUCUUCGUGUGUGUCACAACAAUGGCACCCUCUGGUGGUCAGGACUAUAUUACACUCAGAGGAGUAGUUGUACUGUCUCUGUCCUAGUGGUGUGGGUGGUGGCAGGUGUCAAUGCUCUGUAGCCAGGUCGGUACAGUAACUCCUCUCCUCUCUCUCUCUCCUAUUGGACUGCAGAUUCCUGAGGGGAGCAGUGUGGCGAGGUCUUUGGUGGAGGGUACAUGCUGAGUCUGUUCUGGGCGGGCAGAACAGGGGAGGGGAAAGGCUUGGCAGGUUGCAUGUUUGCAUGCACACGUCCAUGGCCAUUAACAUGAUUCCAUAGCAGCAGAGACUCUUGGGAUAGGAGCUAUGCCUCUGUAGGAGGGGAGCAUUCUUCCUAGACUGUGUCUGCCUAGACACAGCACAGAGUAACCAUCCGACUGCAGCAUAACAGCAGAAUCCGGGACCGGGGAGGGGUCUUAGAGCUAGCAGCUUACAACAUCAUCAUUUAUAAUGAGAGAACUACACUACUACUCACCUCUGUAUUUCUGCUCCUCAGAUAACGUCCAGCACUAACAGCCUGUCUUGUUGUUGCAUUGUCAUUCUAUUGUUGGGAAUGCCUGCCUGACUGUGCCACUCUCCUGUGGUCCCCUCACCUUAACGCGCUUCAGCAUGUCUGUAACAUGAACUGUCAUUCCUUCAUACAGGACUGGCCAUGAUGAAUGCAGCGUCUUGGAUGUAACUCUGUGGUCGCUCCCGCCGCCCAUUCAUUCACUUCUAAUCUUCCUGUAUGUCUUCUUCAUUCUUCCACGUUUAGUUUUUUGUGUGCCUUGUUUUUGUUCUAACUGUGUUGAUGGAAUUGUUCUCAUCGUGCUAGUGCGUGUGUGUGUUGAAUGUCAUCUCUGUCAUGGUGUUGUUCAGUAACUUGUGGCACCGCAUUCAGUCACUCAGGUCAGUGUAGGACUACUCUAGUCACAGACAGCCGGCUUGCCCGUCACACUACCCCCUCCUCACUCCUCCCUGCACCAGCACCAGACAAGAGGAAGGCUGGUGGGGUAGUGCAGUGACAUCAGCACACCAGCAGAGGGCCUUCCUCCCUCACCAGUCAGUCACCACACAGGAACUCAGGCUCAGGCCAGGAAACCUGGAAGCUGAGCUAAAACAAACUACAAAGGCCAUCCAACAACAACACUCCAUGCAUUAUUUUCCUUAAUAAUAUCUGAGAGAGAGGAUGGACCCACUGAGUGCUCUUCCAUUACUCUCUGCUGCACACAAGGACUCCAACCGACUCAGUCUACGCUGGCUUGCUGUGGUGCUGCUCUUGGGCCUGACCGCCACGUCUCUUCUCUGUCUCCGUGGAGCAUCCUGGGGCCUCGGUGUGCUGCCAUCUCCACACGAAUGAGUGUUGCAUUACCUUAACGUUCCUCUUUCAAGCGCAUAUUAUAUUUCUGAUUGUGAUGAUACAUAUAUUAACAUAUGUAUACAUAUACCUGUAUGUAUAUAUGUAGUUAAUUGUAUUACUGAAUUGUAUUAACAUCUCUUUUAUUUCAUACUGAAUGUGUUUUUAUGGUGACUUUUUAUAGGGUUUUAAUCAGUCGUACCGUUAGCUCAUAGUAACCAUGCAUUGUUUGUCAGAACAUCCUUAUGAAUAGGGAUAUGAUGCACUUUUGCCCUAUAGCAUUUUUAAUGAAAUAUCAAUGAAUGAAUGAAUGAAAUGGACUCUGUAUGCUACCUUUUGUACAAAUGUAAAGUGAGACAGCUGUGACCACUGUUAUUAUAGGAGGUGUAGAGUUCAGAACUACCACAAAAUAUAGGAAUUUACUGCUUUUGAUACUCCUCACGAUUUUAAAUGUAAUUAAUUUGGAAGUGAAUUUAACUUGCAUGAUUCCCUUUAAUUAGUAUGAACAUAAUUGACAUGGUGAGAGAUCACCAUGAUCACCCAUGUCGCUUAAAACAAAGAAAAGAUGUGUCUUUUAUCAGACUGACACAGGGUUUUACCCUGGCAGGAUAUAAUAUUCCCCUUUUUGCCGUUAAUUUGGUGGUCCCACUUUGAAAUGCUAAUACGAUCAGUGAUUUAGUCCCUAAUAAUUACUUAAAGCUGUGAAAGUUAUACCAUAUGUUCAUCUUACUUGAACUGCAUCUCUCUCAACUUCCUAGAGACAACCCUAGGUCUUAGACAUCCAAUGGAGGAACAGAUCUUCUUCCUUGAUGAAUGUGCACUAACUAACACAGAUAAUGCUGUUUUAAAAUGGAACAGCGCAGGUUAUAUACACCCUGCGAUUCUGUUUAGUUUCAUCAUGUCAUUCCGUUGCCUGGAUGAGCUCAUUUGAAUGUUCACUCCUCUUUUGUUGAACUGGUGUAUGUUAUCAGAAAUCAGAACUGGGGGGGAGAGUCCUUCCCUUUGUUUCAGUGACAUCCCUUUGAGUAGCUUACCGAGGAGCAUGAAGGUACAUGCUUGACUCAACAUAUCUGGAGUUCACAGCAAAUAUUUAAGCGCUGUAUAUUGGCUACCUGCCUCUAUUGUAGGCCUAUUCAUGUAUUGACCCUUGACCCUACUCUACAAUAUCAACCGAUAUAGUAAUACUGGUUAAAUCCCUGAUGGACAUGUAAUUGUUGAUCAAAAUCAGAAGAGGAAGUCAAGGUUUAAGUUGUUAAUGUGUAAGUAGUUGUUUUUUUAAUAUGAAGUGCGUUAACCCAUUCAUGUCUGCGGUGUGUGUCUGGCUAUCCUCCAUCAGUAAUAACAAGGAUUUUGACAAGCUUGUCUCUAAUGGCCUAAAACGGUGCUGGACCGACUUGUUGGCACCACAGUGCAAGUGGCCUUCAGUGAUGACACUUUUUGAUGAUGGAUAUGUAGGUUUCUCACUAGCAUCCUUAACCAAAUGUUAUGCCAUGAAGGGAUUUUCAUUUUGGACUGAAACUGAGCUAAAUCAUAGCCAUCAUGCUGUAGUUCUGAUCAUUAUGCAAAACUUAACAAUAAGUUUUAAGACUCAGUAAUAUUCACGCUUAUGGUGGCAAAUUCAUCUAAUGACAGAAAAGUAGAUAUGAGAAUGUCGCUGUUGUCUUAUUUGAACAUAUAUUGUAAUAACCAAUUGCAGUACUUCUAUUUCUUCAUGUUGUGCACAUCUUUUUACUUUUAAUGUUGUGAGACACUUUGUGUGGGAAAAAAAUAUGUUCUCUCAAAUUGUUCUAAUAAACAAACACAUGAACAAACA
Oncorhynchus tshawytscha (Chinook salmon) is the source of this 5630-nucleotide messenger RNA. It is a transcript of the gene fnbp1l, whose product is annotated as formin binding protein 1-like. The record is from RefSeq and is a predicted model, not a curated record. NCBI's taxonomy places the organism in Eukaryota, Metazoa, Chordata, Actinopteri, Salmoniformes, Salmonidae. The transcript has 15 exons. Gene Ontology annotation, biological process: signal transduction. The coding region runs from base 169 to 1851 and encodes 560 amino acids. Gene Ontology annotation, molecular function: protein binding.